This is a messenger RNA of Monomorium pharaonis (pharaoh ant), 3103 nucleotides long. It is a transcript of the gene Y-h, whose product is annotated as protein yellow. The record is from RefSeq and is a predicted model, not a curated record. Gene Ontology annotation, cellular component: extracellular region. Lineage: Eukaryota; Metazoa; Arthropoda; Insecta; Hymenoptera; Formicidae. The coding region runs from base 498 to 2378 and encodes 626 amino acids. The transcript is spliced from 5 exons.
UUAACAAAAAUAUACGUAACAUGGCAAUAAAGAAAUAUAUAUUAUUACAAAUUAGCACGCUGAUUUUAUACACUUAAAGAUAUAUUUUUAUUUUUAAUACAGUAUUUUCUAUAAUUAAUAUCCAUUAACAGCAACAUUAAAUUCUAGUUACAGAAAGUUAUAUAAUUAAUAAAUAUUUUGCUAAUAUUAUUUUAUGUUUUUCAUUUCAAUUAAAUCGACGCACUAUUCAAUCAAUCGUACUCAUGUUCAAAUCUAUCUAUCAUAUUUAUGCUAACAACAGGAUUAAUCCGUAUUUGACAUAACAGUAUUUGCACGGUUCACUUUUUCCUGCGUUUACGCAACGUUCCGAAAAAAAAGUGGCGUUCGUAAUCCGUCUGCGUCCCGUAAUACGAUUAUCAAGCAGAUAAAUAUUGCAUCUCGACGAUCUCGAGUUUCGUCUGACAGCUUAAUUAUCGUUUUCGCAUAAUCGGCUCACGGCACUGCUUCCAGACCAUGCCAUGACGAGGAAGAAAAGGAGCAACGAUGCGGAGAGAAACGGAUGGUUAUCAUACCGACAACUCUGGAUGCCCCCGAGGAGAACGAGCCGACCCAGCUAUUUCUACGCCUCCCCUGAUUAUGCUUUCGGCAACACUAGGGAUGAAUCUAGUCUGGACUAUCAUCAUGACUUCCGGGACCACCACAGAAGGCAGCACGAUUCGCUGUACAGACAUCGUAUGGCGAGCACGGUACCAUGGUUGCUGACAAUGUCGCUACUGGCUGUCCCAAAAUUUGCGGCCUACACGGGUCCCAGCAUCCUGUCCAGGGAUCUUCAAGCACCCGCGUUGCCACUAACGCCGUCCGUUUCUAUUCCAUUUUUCUCGACGCACAACAUCGACUACAAAGAUUUCUCAUCGCAUUAUGACGAACACGCCGGCCCGUCACGGAAUUGCGAUAAUCACCGGCCGUCCGAGGAAAAAUCGACGGUUUCCACGAACGUAGGCAAUCUUUACGGAUCGGCGCCGCAAUCGCGGCAUCGCGUUGCUACAUCCAAUCUGGGCAAAAGCAAUCCUUCGAGAUCCAUUGGAAGAGCUAUCGACAUGUUCCGCGCGGAUCCUCACUCGGUCAAUCAAUUGGACUUUCAUGAUUUCGGGGACGGUUUCGAGCCGGGACGCAUUAUAGACGACUACGUCGGUCCUGCUAUGGAGCUGGUGUACGCCUGGUCCACGAUUGAUUUUGAAUUCGACAGUAUCGAAGCGCGAGAUAAUGCUAUAUUCGAGGGCGAUUACAUCGCGGAGAAUAACUUGCCGCUGGGCCUGGAAGUCUGGCACGACAAAGUCUUCAUUACACUGCCAAAAUGGAGGACUGGCAUACCGGCGACUCUGGCUACCGUGCCCAGGCAUUCCAAGACAAAGAAUCCUAAAUUAAGACCGUACCCUAACUGGCGCUGGCAUCAACCAGGAAGCUGCGAGAGCUUAACGUCAGUCUUCCGAGUUCAAGUAGACGAGUGCGAUCGGCUGUGGGUCCUCGACUCCGGCAAAACGGACCUCGCCAAGAGAUCGAAACAGAGCUGCCCGCCCGCCAUAUUCAUCUUCGACCUGCGCACCGAUACCCUCAUCAGGAAGUACACCUUCCCAGACGAGCACAUCAAACAGGAUUCCCUGUACAUCAAUAUAGUAGUGGACAUCAGAGACAACGAUUGCGGCUCCGCUGUAGCGUACUUGGCCGACGUCUGGCGUUACGGCGUCGUGGUGUACGACUUCUUCAAGGACUCCACCUUCAGAGUCGAGCAUCAUUUCUUCUAUCCCGACCCCCUGGCGGCCAGAUACGAGUUGCACGGCAUAAAGUUCCAAUGGACCGACGGUAUAUUCGGAAUGGCGCUCAGUCCUGUGGACGUUCACGACGACAGAACGCUGUUCUUCCAUCCGAUGUCGAGCUUCCGCGAGUUCGCCGUGUCCACGUCGGUCUUCAGGGACAAGCGAAGCGCGGAUCAUAACACGGAGAGGUUUAUGCCCGUCGGGAAGCCCAGGGCCAAGGACUACGGCCACUCCUCGGGGUCUGUCAUCGACAUGAACGGCGUCAUGUUCUUCAACAUGGUCACCAGGGACUCCGUGUGGUGCUGGGACACCAGGAAGGAGUACAUACCGCAGAAUCUGGGCGUGAUCGGGACCAGCAAUGAGUCCCUGGUGUUCCCGAACGACGUUAAAGUGGAUCACGAACAGGAGCAAAGUGUGUGGCUGCUCUCGAACCGAUUGCCGAUGUAUUUGUACGGGACACUCAACAGCGCCAGCAUUAAUUACCGGGUGUUCAAAGCAAACGUUAAAGAAGCUGUCAGAGAUACCGUUUGCGAUCCUAAUUACGUAGUUCCUGACUCGGAUCCAGGCCUCGACGACACUUGUUGAGAAUUCUGUUCGCACACUCCGCUACGUUAAAUUAAUUCUCGACAGUUCUAAUCAGAUUUUUCGCCAUGACAUCGAAAUGUCUCUUAUUUUAAAAUCUAAGCAUUGAAAUCUUCAGCACUGAAUCGCUGAACAUCGAAGCGUUCAGGGAGACCUACUUUUCUUAAGUUAUCUCGUUUAUUUAUUGUAUUCCUGAUUAUCGCUGAUUUUAAAAAAAUACGAUUAUAUUGAACAAAUCGUUAUACGAUACUUAAUAAGCAUUGUUUAGCGCACAAGCACGUUAUUUUAAUAUUCCUACUACCAUAAACAAUGCAAUCUUUCGAGUUACCAAUGAUUAGACAAUUAUAUGUAAAAUUAUUAGCAUAAAUAUACGUUUUGUACAUAUAUAUAAGUCACAUUUGUAUAAAACUUUCACUUAAUAGAAUUAUCAUACCUGGUAGAAGAGAAGCAUUGCUAUUGCGUAUAAACAUUCCUGUUGUUAAUUUAAAAUGAUUGGUGAAAUACUUGCGUGUGUAUAUGUUGAAGGAUAAAGACGUCAAGUUUGAUCAAUCAACUGCAAAUGUCAUUAAUGCUAGCUUGUCAGAGAAAUUAUUGGAAAUGUACAUUUUUCCCAAGAUAAUGAUUAUUUCAUAACCAUAAGAUUGCCGAUUCAGACUUUGCAUUGUAAUUUCUUUGUGACUAAUUUGCAAAUAAUAAAUUGCAAAUAAUAAAAAUUGAUAAUUAAACAA